AUGGUUGAAAAAUGCGGCGGUCUGCCACUUGCCAUAAUUGUAUUAGGCGGGCUGUUGUCUACAAAGAAACCACAAGAGUGGCGCUCGGUUCGUGAUCACUUUUGGCAACGUUUAAGGAAUGAUUCAAUUCACAUACCUUCCUUAUUAACGUUAAGCUUCAAUGAUUUGCCUUAUCAAUUGAAGCUCUGCUUUCUCUAUCUUGGGAAUUUCCCUGAGGAUUUUGAAUUCUUUAUAGAGAAAGCAAUCCGAUUACUGUUAGCAGAAGGUUUCAUACGAGAAGAUGAUGAUCGAGUAAUGGAAGAGGUGGCAAAAAACCACCUGGAUGAGUUGAUCAAUAGAAGCUUGGUUCAAAUUGAAAACAUUUGUCGGGGGAGGGUUGAAACAAGCCGAAUCCAUGAUCUUUUGCGGGAUCUUGCAGUUCAAAAGGCAAAAGAGCUGAAUUUCUUUCACAUUUACGACAGAAUUCACCAUCCAACUUGCUCUGCAACUCCAACAUCAUCAGCUCGCCGUCUAGUUGUUUAUUCGGAAACAAGUUCUUCGUUCCAACAUUGUAAUUCUCUCUCACGUUCCCUCUUGUUGUACGAUCGAGAUCAGGACUCUUUCAGGCAAACAUCAACCGCUAUUUUCACUAGACUCAGGUUGCUCAGACUUCUUCAUGUCGAGAAUUAUGGAGGAUACAUUGAUUGCCAUAGCUUACCCGAAGAGAUUGGGCAGUUGGUCCACUUAAAAGUAUUUAACGGUAAGGAUUACAUUCAUCAGAAAUCUUCCACAUCGAUUGUCAACUUACGAAAACUGCAAACUCUGGACUUACACUCUCGCCAUUUCCCCCUCAAGCUUCCCAUUGGAAUUGGCAAAUUGCAGGAGUUGAGGCAUUUAAUCGGAACAUUUGAAGUGCCUUUGCCGAUGGACAAUUUAACAAACCUUCAGACUCUGAAGUUCGAUGAUCCGAUGCCAAAGUUAGAGAAGUCACCGAACCUAGUAAGUCUGGAAUUGCGGUUUCAUUGUUACCGUGGAAAGAAAAUGAUAUGCAGGGAAAAGGGUUUUCCUCAGCUUGAAAGUUUAGGAAUUAUUGAACUGUACGACUGGGAGGAAUGGCAAGUUGAGAAAGGAGCUAUGCCUGUGCUUAAAAAUCUGGAGAUCAAGCCAAAGAACUCCGAGCUGAGAAUUCCAGAAAGAUUGAUAUCAAUCCCUGCCCCCACCAGGAGAUAUUCGACUGUACGCACUCGUUUCUGA
Pistacia vera is the source of this 1233-nucleotide messenger RNA. Its product is annotated as putative disease resistance RPP13-like protein 3. Gene Ontology annotation, biological process: defense response to other organism. Gene Ontology annotation, molecular function: ADP binding. The record is from RefSeq and is a predicted model, not a curated record. Bases 1 to 1233 code for a protein of 410 amino acids. The transcript is spliced from 2 exons. NCBI's taxonomy places the organism in Eukaryota, Viridiplantae, Streptophyta, Magnoliopsida, Sapindales, Anacardiaceae.